Molecule: messenger RNA, 2004 nt
Organism: Lethenteron reissneri (Far Eastern brook lamprey)
Lineage: Eukaryota; Metazoa; Chordata; Hyperoartia; Petromyzontiformes; Petromyzontidae
Gene: POFUT1
Product: protein O-fucosyltransferase 1
Biological process (GO): regulation of Notch signaling pathway; Notch signaling pathway; protein O-linked glycosylation via fucose
Cellular component (GO): endoplasmic reticulum
Molecular function (GO): peptide-O-fucosyltransferase activity
Source: RefSeq, a predicted model, not a curated record
UCCCAUCGCCGGGUGGUGUUCCGGCAUCCCUGCGGGUCUCCGCGCUCUCUCUCACCAACUUGUUCACACGCUUGUUGUUCUUGUUGUUGUUCUUGUUGUUCUUGUUGAUGAUCACUGGACGGCGUUUAGCGUAACGCCAUGGCCGGGCGCCUGGCGUUCGUCUCGCUGCUCGCCGCGUUGUCGUGGUCCCGAGGCGGAGGCGGAGGCGCGGAGUGGGACCCUGCGGGCUACGUCCUCUACUGCCCCUGCAUGGGGCGCUUUGGGAACCAGGCCGACCAGUUCCUGGGCUCGCUGGCGUUCGCGCGGAUGCUGAACCGCACGUUGGCCGUGCCCCCCUGGGUGGAGUAUCGCCACCACACGCCGCCUUACACCAACGCGCACGUCCCGUACGCGGAGUAUUUCCGACUGGAGGCUCUGAGCGAGUUCCAUCGCAUCGUGAGCCUGGAGCACUUCAUGGAGCACCUCGCCCCGCACCACUGGCCCCCGGCCACCCGCACCGCCUACUGCUUCGAGGCGGCCGCGGCGCGCAGCCCCGACAAGCGCUCGUGCCCCAUGAAGGACGGCAACCCCUUUGGGCCUUUCUGGGACCAGUUUGGAGUGGACUUUGUUCAUUCGGAGGUGUUUAACAGCCUCUCCUACCAUCCACACAGCAUGCAGCGCUGGCUUGACAAGUACCCGGCUCACAAGCACCCGGUGCUCGCGCUGCCCGGAGCGCCGGCGCAGUUCCCCGUGCUCCCCGAGCAUCGCCGCCUUCAACGCUACGUCGUGUGGUCGGACAAGAUGGUCUCCGAGGGCAAUCGGCUCAUCAGCGAUCGACUAGCGAGGCCUUACCUGGCCAUUCACCUGCGGGUCGGCUCAGACUGGCACAACACGUGCGCCCUCCUGCGCGAGGGCAAGGUGGGCUCGCACCUCAUGGCAUCGCCGCAGUGCGUGGGCGACGACCUCGCAACGGCACGGCCCCUCACCAUGGCCAUGUGCCUGCCGAGCGUGACGGACGUGACGCGCUCUGUUCGUGCCUGGGCCACGCGCAUCGGUGCGCGCUCCGUCUACGUCGCGACCGACUCGCACGACUACUCCGAGGAGAUUGGCGAGGCUCUGCAAGGACAGGUGAGAGUGGUGGCUGUGAAGCCAGACGUGGCACAGCUGGACCUGUACGUGCUGGCCCAGGCUGACCACUUCAUCGGGAACUGCGUCUCGUCGUUCACGGCCUUCGUGAAGCGCGACAGAGACGUGCACGGGCGGCCCUCGUCCUUCUUUGGCAUGGACGAUGCCGACAGCGCCCGCAACGAGGAGCUCUGAAUGUGAACGCAGUUUCUGGGAGUAAAAAAAACUAUAAAACUGUGCGUGCGAAAAGCCUUUAUUUGCUUAUUUUGGUUAUUGACCAUCUUGUGAUACUUGGGAACAUUUUUUCAGAUCAAAGUAUUUAUUGAACUGAUAAUUCAAAUCAAUGUCGGGUUUAAUGUUUUUAGAUAAUAAUGUAAACAGUAAAUGACUGCCUCUGGGUUUUGGCACAAUUUUGUGCAGUUGUCAUAUAAAUGUAAACGUUUUUGUAUCUCAUUCCUGUCAAAGUGUAUUUUAUUGAGCAUAAUGGAAUUGCAUUCUGAUCUAAAAUCAUGCUGAAGUUAGCAACACUCGCAUUUUUUUUUAUAUUUAACAGUUAAGCAAAUGUCAAGACAUGUAUAGUGUUCAUGUACAUUUGUCCUGCUAUAUUUAACUUGUGUUGGCCGAGGCUGCAUCUGUCCUGUUGUAGUAAAAAGACAAGCCUGGAAAUGCACAAGUGCCAGACGAUGGGUGAUUGAUGUUGGGUUGUACCAGCUUGGUCAUGUAUCUUUUCUAAAGGUGGCGAUGGAGGAAUUUAGGAGUAUUGAAUAAAAAUAUUGGAAUUGGCUGCAGAAGUUUGUGCAAUGACUACUUCAAGUCAACAUUGCACGAAGUGGAAAAUUUACUUUCUGAAAACGAUCACUACACAAUUCUGUGAACCAUUAAAAUACUGGAGAACAUGAA